Messenger RNA from Pollicipes pollicipes, 1152 nucleotides. RefSeq names its product peptide methionine sulfoxide reductase MsrB. NCBI's taxonomy places the organism in Eukaryota, Metazoa, Arthropoda, Thecostraca, Pollicipedomorpha, Pollicipedidae. The record is from RefSeq and is a predicted model, not a curated record. Gene Ontology annotation, molecular function: peptide-methionine (R)-S-oxide reductase activity. Gene Ontology annotation, cellular component: cytoplasm. The transcript has 4 exons. Bases 142 to 894 code for a protein of 250 amino acids. Gene Ontology annotation, biological process: response to oxidative stress; protein repair.
GGCAGUAGGCGGUGCGGAGGCUGCGGGGCGCGCGUCGAUCCGUCUCCGACAGCGAGGCGCGCGAGGUGGCAGGCCGUCGCCGCCGACCGCAGCGAGCCCGGCAGCUGACCGCCGACAGCGCGAGGCGCGCAGGCGAAGACGAUGAGCCAGCCGGCGAGCGCCAGCGGACAGGGGUCACCGAAGAAGGUCGAGGCGCCUGCUGGCGACGCCUUCAGCCUGGACCGCACCGCCCUGAGGAAGCGGCUCACCCCGCUCCAGUACCAGGUCACCCAGGAGAAGGGCACGGAACGUGCCUUCACGGGGCGUUUCAACAAGCACAAGGAGCCUGGCAUCUACCGGUGUCUGGUGUGUGGCCAGGACAUCUUCUCGUCGGCGGUCAAGUAUGACUCCGGCUCUGGCUGGCCCAGCUUUUAUGACGUCAUCGCCGCCGGUCGGGUCAAGCUCAAGUCAGACCUGUCCCAUGUUGGCGGCAACCUCCUACUUUUGAUUGCCAACCCAGGGAUGGAGCGAACCGAGGUCAGCUGCUCGCGCUGCUCAUCGCACCUCGGUCACGUCUUCAAGGACGGCCCCAAGCCGACCGGCAAGCGCUACUGCGUCAACUCCGAGUCGCUCGACUUCGUGCGCGACGACUCCAUCGAUGUGGUGGACGGCAAGGUGGAGUUUUUCAAAGGCGCGUGCGGCCUGGCGGGCUCCUGUGCGCCGCGAGCGGGCCUGCGCUCUCCUCCCGCGCGGCCGUCUGGCGGCAGUGGCAGUGCCAUCUCGCGGGUUGUGGAGAAAUACAACCGUCUGGAUGGUGGCGCUAGCGAGCCGCCGGCUGUCGGCGCCAAGGGCCUGGUGGAGCCGUCAAUCAAAGAUCAGAUUCAGGGUAGCCAGGUCCUGAACGGAAGGGCAUGAGGACGACCACAGAUGAGGGUGAAUGAUGUCACGUGCUUUUUGUGAAGCCUUGUCAAGUGUCUAAUGACCGUUGUGGAAAUGAGCAGCCAGAGUGUACUUCACGUGAGUAAAGUCAAUUGUACAGCAGCUAUGCCAUAUUGCUAAUAAGCAUUCAAAAGUGACUAACGUGAAGCUUGUUUAUUAUUUAUGUUGCCGAGGUGGCUUUAUUGUUUCUGUAAACAUGUGCAUUUCAAAUAUAUGAUGCAAUGAACAUCUUUA